AUGGUUACCAUAGGAACAGCCCUCCGGCCGUUGAUUGGACUAGAGGUGAACACCUCACUGAGGCGGAACAAUCAGAGCCUAGGCCUGAGGAGACUGGGGAGGAGGCCCGGGCAGCAUCGGCGGCGAGGUCAGAGCGAGUCUCGGAGAAGAUGUGGUGGCUUCCGUUUGUUGGUGGAGGAGGUGGCAGGCCUCGGCGGUGACUCGAAGAAGCCUUCCAAAAAGAGUGUGAAAAGGGAGCCCUACUCUACUACCAAGGUGACUUCAGGGAGCACAUUCAAUGAGAAUACAAGAAGAUAUGCUGUGCACACCAACCAGUGUCAGAGACCUCAUGGCUCCCCGGUAAAGAAGAAGAUGUACCCACAAGAAGCCUCUGAGGAGCCUCCAGCUCACAAGGACAGAGGAGAUGGAGAGAGGCCGGUCGACGCGAGGGUGGUGCAGGUGGCCCCUCUGAGGUUUGGCUCUGGGUCUCCCUCUCCCGCUCUUUCCACGGUCUCCCUGUGAUGCCGAGCCGAAGCUGCUGCUGCCAUCUCAGCUCACUGCAACCUCCCUGCCUGAUUCUCCUGCCUCAGCCUGCCGCGCCGCCACGCCUGACUGGUUUUCAUAUUUUUUUGGUGGAGACGGGGUUUCGCUGUGUUGGCCGGGCUGGUCUCCAGCUCCUAACCGCGAGUGAUCGGCCAGCCUCGGCCUCCCGAGGUGCCGGGAUUGCAGACGGAGUCUCGUUCACUCAGUGCUCAAUGGUGCCCAUGCUGGAGUGCAGUGGCGUGAUCUCGGCUUGCUACAACCUCCACCUCCCAGCCACCUGCCUUGGCCUCCCAAAGUGCCGAGAUUGCAGCCUCUGCCCGGUCGCCGCCCCGUCUGGGAAGUGAGGAGCGUCUCCGCCUGGCCGCCCAUCGUCUGGGAUGUGAGGAGCCCCUCUGCCUGGCUGCCCAGUCUGGAAAGUGAGGAGCGUCUCUGCCCAGCCGCCAUCCCAUCUAGGAAGCGAGGAGGGCCUCUUCCCGGCCGCCAUCACAUCUGGGAAGUGAGGAGCGUCUCUGCCCGGCCGCCCAUCGUCUGAGAUGUGGGGAGCACCUCUGCCCUGCCGCCCCGUCCGGGAUGUGAGGAGCGUCUCUGCCCGGCCGCCCCGUCUGAGAAGUGAGGAGACCCUCUGCCCGGCAACCGCCCCGUCUGAGAAGUGAGGAGCCCCUCCGCCCAGCAGCCACCCCAUCUGGGAAGUGAGGAGCGUCUCCGCCCGGCAGCCACCUCGUCCGGGAGGGAGGUGGGAGGGUCAGCCCCCCGCCCGGCCAGCCGCCCUGUCUGGGAGGUGAGGGGCGCCUCUG
This is a messenger RNA of Gorilla gorilla gorilla (western lowland gorilla), 1316 nucleotides long. RefSeq lists its product as uncharacterized. The coding region runs from base 1 to 501 and encodes 166 amino acids. The transcript is spliced from 2 exons. NCBI's taxonomy places the organism in Eukaryota, Metazoa, Chordata, Mammalia, Primates, Hominidae. The record is from RefSeq and is a predicted model, not a curated record.